Messenger RNA from Stylonychia lemnae, 1260 nucleotides. Lineage: Eukaryota; Ciliophora; Spirotrichea; Sporadotrichida; Oxytrichidae. The record is from the annotation of a GenBank genome assembly.
AUGAAAAAGUUUAUCACUAUUGCUGGCGCUCUCAUGUUAGGAUCAGUUGUUGCAACUGAAAAGGUUUUGAACGAAGCUCAAUUAGUUCAUGCUCUUGAACAUGAUCUCAUUGCUGCUGAGCAAGACGUCUCUCUCAUCAAGGACCACCUCCAAGGAAUCAUGAAAAGAAGAUCAAGAUCAGCUGAUCCAAGAGUUGAAAGAUCAUCAUCCUGGAGCAAAAUCCACCACGCUACCGGUGCUCUUAAUGAUCUCACUCAAGCUGGUGUUGCCAUCUAUGGUGCUACUCAAAUCCCACACGUCGAAAGAGGCUUCUCACUACAUAAACUUGGCCAUGCCACCGGUAUUGCAGGUGACCUUGUCAACAUUGGAACCUCAAUCUAUGGAGCAACUCAAUAUCCACAGGUCGAAAGAGGCAUCUCACUCCACAAUCUUGGCCAUGCCACAGGUAUUGCUGGUGAUCUUGUCAACAUUGGAACCUCAAUCUAUGGUGCAACUCAAUAACCACACGUUGAAAGAGGCAUCUCACUCCACAAUCUUGGCCAUGCUACCGGUAUUGCAGGUGAUCUUGUCAACAUUGGUACUAGCAUUUAUGGCGCCGUCCAUCAACCACAUGUCGAGAGAGGCAUCUCCCUACACAACCUUGGCCAUGCUACCGGUAUUGCUAGUGAUCUCGUAAAUAUGGGAACUUCAAUCUAUGGUGCUACCCAAAUGCCACAUGUUGAGAAAUUCAAGUUGAACAGCCACAACCUUGGACAUAUUGGUGGUAUUGCCACUGAUCUUGCAGGUAUUGGCCUCAACAUCUAUGGUGCCACUCAAAUCCCCCAUGUUGAAGGAUGGCUCGGAGCUCUCGGUGAAGCCACUGGUAUUGCUGGUGACCUCGUUGGAAUGGGCACUGGUAUCUAUGGAGCCGUUCACCACGUUCAAGCCAUGCCUGAGGACGAGGAAGACGACGACAUCGAAGUUGAAGCAUUCAGAUCCGGAUCAAGAUCUAGCGGAAGAACUAGCACUUAUAAGCCAAUGCACCCAAUUGAUAUUGCACAAAAGGGAUCUCAAAUUAUCUCAGGACUCGGUGAGACCGGUGCUGGUAUGUACAACCAAAUUAUGCAAGGACAAGCUGCCGCCGCUCAAAAGGCAUAUUAUGAACAACAAAUGAACCAACCACACGUUGAACAAUAUUGGGACGGCCCAGUCUACGUUAGACCAACCAGAUACGUCUACAAUAUCCCAGCUGGCGGUGUCAUCUACCCACAUGACGAAUGA